This is a messenger RNA of Paramecium tetraurelia, 321 nucleotides long. RefSeq lists its product as uncharacterized. Lineage: Eukaryota; Ciliophora; Oligohymenophorea; Peniculida; Parameciidae. The record is from RefSeq and is a predicted model, not a curated record. The transcript is spliced from 2 exons.
AUGCAGAGUCCAUAUUAGCAGUUGUUUCUGUUGCAGAAUCGUGUUCCCGUUGAUAGUCAGCCUCAACAAGCGAUCCAAAAGAUCAAGAAGUAACUUUCUAUUCCAAAACCACCUACACAAGUCAAAAAUAAAAUUCCUCAAAAAUUGGAUUAGCCAGGUUCACAAAAGGCGGUUGUCAACACCUAAACUCCCAUUCAAACUUAUCAUAACAUGAUUGAUCUUAUCAGACAAAAUCAGGAUUUGAAAAAUGAGUUGAUUGAAAUAGAGAAGGACAUCCAAAAUUAUAAAAGUUUGAUAGAUAUACGAUCCAAAAAGAAAUGA